Cuscuta europaea is the source of this 676-nucleotide messenger RNA. The record is from the annotation of a GenBank genome assembly. Lineage: Eukaryota; Viridiplantae; Streptophyta; Magnoliopsida; Solanales; Convolvulaceae.
CUUUGGCUUUUCCGCUAGUCGGCUUCAACGAAGGCGGCCGUUUUCUCUCUCUUUGUUUUGUGCGGGUUUGUGGGGUGGUUCGGUGUACUCUCUCCAUGACGGAGCAUGAGGGAUCGGGUAGGAGUGAAGCUAUGGAAUCCAUCAUCAGCCGGUAUGACAACUUGGUUAUUGGAGAAGAGAAGAACGAACAGGUCUUUGAGGAAGGAGAUGACAGAGAAGAGGCAGACAAUGAAGGGAAGGCAUGUGACGAUGUAGUUGCUUUGGGCAAGCCAAAAACGGAGGAGAGGCGGGUGCUGGAUACUAGACCCGCUGAGGUUUCUGAGAAACAUUAUGGCAAGGCGAGACAGCUUGAACUUCUCGUGGUUCUGGGACGCACACGAGUGAGGACAAAGUAUGCGGUGAGGCUUGUGGUAGUUUGUGAGGAUAGUACUAGAGGUUUGGAUGACAUUCAGGAGUAAUUACUUUGGAUCCUGCGGAGCCGGGUGUUACAUAAUCUUAGCGGGAUGAAGGAAGUAACGAUUUCUACUUAAAUUAAACACUUUUUGUUGUAUUUUCUCUUUUUAUAAUAUGUGUUCUGAUAAAUGUUAACAUCCUUGAUUUAGAUGAAUUCCGAACACAUGACUUCCUCCUUGGGAGUGUCACUGUGACACAAUCAAAUUGUUUGACUUCAAAUUAA